Molecule: messenger RNA, 843 nt
Organism: Diachasmimorpha longicaudata
Lineage: Eukaryota; Metazoa; Arthropoda; Insecta; Hymenoptera; Braconidae
Product: protein NDUFAF4 homolog
Exons: 4
Coding region: 121-702 (193 amino acids)
Biological process (GO): mitochondrial respiratory chain complex I assembly
Cellular component (GO): mitochondrion
Source: RefSeq, a predicted model, not a curated record
UCAGAAAAAUCAUUUGGAGUAACCUCUGACGAGGUUCGAACCCCCAGCAUCACGUGAAAAUUCGAUUCAUGAAAUAUAAAAAAUAAAUUGUUGAUUCCUGGAUUUUUUUAUUGAGGAGUGAUGGGGAACGUUGGGGCACAGCUGAUGAGGCCGGCGAAGUCUUAUAAUAUUGUUAAUAGAGCGCAGAAGGUUAUCAAUAAAGAGAAACCCGUACCCGCGCCGACUUAUCCAUCCACUGCCAAGCAGAUAGAAAUAGCUGAUGAAGUGGAUCCAAACUUCAUGGAGAGUCAUAACAAGCAGGACCCAGCCCUUCAUGAUCGAUUGAAGCAGGUGUUCGUUUCAUCAAAUGUUCAAUUUGCAGGCACGACACAAAGAUCAGAGAAACUUCCACAGAAUACGAAAGGGUCUGAAGAGUGGGAUUAUGGAUUUUGGCAGCCAGAUAAAGCACCAAAGGGAAAAGUACUCCUGAGGGAUGCAUUGAAGUUCAUGUCUGAUCAUAUGACUGAUCCCAAGAACAACGACGCGAAAACGAUAGCAACACAGUACAAAUUGGAUCAAAAGGACGUUGAUAAUAUUUUAGAAUAUUACCGAGUCUUCCAGAUACUAGUCCCACCUAAGGAGACUCAUCCAGGGAAUAUACAACUUCCAACUUUUAGAAAUCUAAUGGGAGAAUCUUCAAAAAAGAUAUGGAAAGGAAAAUGAGUAGCUACGUAAUUAAUACGAGUAAAAGUGGAUCAUAGUAAUCAAUGAAGGAUAUUUAAUAGUUGUAUCAAAUAUUCUUAUAAAGAACACUGUAAAUAAGGACUAAGAACUGUUAAUUAAAUAAAUCAUGAAUUCAAAAAA